Messenger RNA from Vigna umbellata (rice bean), 1563 nucleotides. Its product is annotated as O-fucosyltransferase 19-like. Gene Ontology annotation, cellular component: cytoplasm. NCBI's taxonomy places the organism in Eukaryota, Viridiplantae, Streptophyta, Magnoliopsida, Fabales, Fabaceae. The record is from RefSeq and is a predicted model, not a curated record.
AUGUUGACAAGGAGGAACAUGUCAGAAGGCACAGAAGAACGACAUGGAUUGAUGUCUUCUGGCAUUAGAGGCAUGUCUCCGCGACGUAAAAUACGACAUUGGCAAAAACUUUUCAGGCUAAAGCUUGGACGUCAUAUGUUUUGGGGCUUAAUGGUUUUGGUUUUUAUGUGUGUCAUUGCCAAGUUUGUGUUGUUGAAUAUGUUUUCUGAACAGUUGGACUUUGAUCCUAUAAAUCAUACAAAUGUCCUAAAGCACCUACCGUCACCAACAAAGUCACCGACUUUCAAAAUAUGGAAGCAUCCCGACAGUAACAACUACCACAAAUGCAUUGAUUCAGCCAAUAGUCACAGGAAGGGAAAUGCGACCAAUGGUUACCUUCUGGUGCAUGCAAAUGGAGGGUUAAAUCAAAUGAGAGCUGGUAUAAGUGACAUGGUUGCUGUUGCAAAAAUCAUGAAAGCCACUUUGGUUUUACCUACAUUAGAUACUAAUUCCUUCUGGACGGAUUCAAGUGAUUUUAAGCAAAUUUUUAACUGGAAGAACUUCAUGGAAGUUUUAGACGAUGAUGUUCAUAUAGUGGAUUCUCUACCACCAGAAAUGGCGAAAAUUAAGCCAUUUUUGAAGGCUCCAGUAUCUUGGUCUAAGGCCGCUUAUUACGCAGGGGAGAUGGUGCCAUUGUUGAAGAAACACAAAGUGCUAAAAUUUACGCAUACUGAUUCUCGGUUGGUGAACAAUGGUUUAGCCAAUCCAAUCCAGAAAGUACGUUGUAAGGCGAUGUAUGAAGGGCUUAGGUUCGCACUUCCAAUUGAAGAGCUUGGAAAGAAGUUAGUAAAUAGACUAAGAAACAAUAGUACUCCUUACAUUGCUCUUCAUCUAAGAUAUGAAAAGGACAUGCUUGCUUUUACAGGUUGUAGCCACAACUUGACAAGAGAAGAAGCUGAAGAACUUAAGAGGAUGAGAUAUAAGGUGAAACAUUGGAAGGUGAAGGAGAUCGAUAGCAAAUCAAGGCGCUUACGGGGUAGCUGCCCCAUGACUCCAAGAGAGGCUGCUGUGUUCCUCCAAGCACUUGGUUACCCUUCUGACACAAAAAUUUAUAUAGCUGCAGGCGUGAUUUAUGGAAAAGAUCAAAUGAAACCUCUCCAAAGGAAGUAUCGUUACUUGCUCUCACACUCCACUUUGGCCACUGAAGAAGAGCUUCGACCUUUUAAGGAUCACCAGAAUCAACUUGCUGCUCUCGAUUACAUCAUAGCAGUAGAAAGUGAUGUUUUCGUUUAUAGUUAUGAUGGACACAUGGCCAAAGCAGCUCGUGGUCAUCGAGCAUUUCAAGGAUUUCGGAAAACUAUUGACCCAGACAAACAACGAUUUGUGAGAUUGAUUGAUCAACUGGACAAUGGUUUGAUUUCUUGGGAUGAAUUUUCAUCGAGGGUGAAAAGUAUACAUGCAAAUAAAAUUGGAGGCCCACAUCGUAGAAAAGUUCGGCGACACCCCAAAUGGGAAGAAAGCUUUUAUGCAAACCCUUAUCCGGGUUGCAUCUGUGAGGAGACCCCUGAGACAAUGCCAAUGUAA